GAGGAAGCUACUGGUCCCGGAGGAUGACUGGGACAAGGGACUGUUGAGCCAGUUGCCCACUCAAGCACUGCUGGACUGGAAUGAGGAGCAGAAGGAAAGCCUGCCCAAGCGUGUCGGUUCAGCCACAAGCCUGAGCAGUGCUGUCAUCAACAACCGGCUCCAGGAGCUGGUGAAGCUCUUCAAAGAAAGGACUGAGAAGGUGAAGGAGAAGCUGAUUGACCCUGACAUCUCUUCAGAUGAUGAAAGCCCCGUUGCGUCCCCCACCAAGGCAGCGCCUGCGGCAGCACCAGGACCUCCCUCAGGAGGGGAGUCAGAGGGGGACAAGCCGGAGGGGGAUGAGCACUACUGCGAGAUGCUGUGCUGCACAUUCAAGCACCACCCCUGGCUGAAACACCUGAAAAACUACCAGUUCCCCAGCAGUAUUGACCCACUCACCAAUCUGAUGUACGUGCUGUGGCUGUUUUUUGUCGUCGUGGCCUGGAACUGGAACUGCUGGUUGAUCCCCGUCCGCUGGGCUUUCCCCUACCAGACCCCAGCAAACAUCCACUGCUGGCUGCUGGUGGACUACCUCUGUGACCUCAUCUAUCUGCUGGACAUCCUUGUCUUUCAGACCCGGCUGCAGUUUGUCCAGGGUGGAGACAUAAUUACUGAUAAAAAGGCCAUGAAAAAGAACUACCUGCAAUCACAACGCUUUAAGAUGGAUGUGGUGUGCCUCCUGCCCUUGGAUUUCUUCUACUUCAAAGUCGGUGUAAACCCACUCCUGCGUUUUCCUCGCUGUCUGAAGUACAUGGCCUUCUUCGAGUUCAACAACCGCCUGGAGGCUAUCCUGAGCAAGGCAUACAUCUACAGAGUGAUUCGGACCACUGCUUAUUUACUGUACAGCUUGCAUGUCAACUCCUGCCUCUAUUACUGGGCGUCAGCCUAUGAAGGACUCGGCUCUACCACCUGGGUCUAUGAUGGGGAAGGAAACAGCUACAUCCGUUGCUACUACUGGGCAGUCAAAACCCUCAUCACCAUCGGGGGCCUGCCAGACCCCAAGACACUGUUCGAGAUCGUCUUCCAGCUGCUGAACUACUUCACGGGCGUCUUUGCUUUCUCUGUGAUGAUAGGGCAGAUGAGAGAUGUGGUCGGCGCUGCUACGGCGGGGCAAACCUACUAUCGGAGCUGCAUGGACAGUACCAUUAAAUACAUGAACUUCUACAAAAUCCCCAAAACUGUUCAGAAUCGGGUGAAAACGUGGUAUGAGUACACGUGGCAUUCUCAAGGCAUGCUAGAUGAGUCAGAGCUGCUGGUGCAGCUGCCAGACAAGAUGAGGCUGGACAUUGCCAUUGAUGUGAACUACAACAUCGUGAGCAAAGUGGCCCUUUUCCAGGGCUGUGACAGACAGAUGAUCUUCGACAUGCUGAAGCGGCUCAGAUCAGUGGUCUACCUGCCGAAUGACUAUGUGUGUAAGAAGGGAGAAAUUGGCCGUGAGAUGUACAUCAUCCAGGCAGGACAAGUGCAGGUGCUGGGCGGACCCGAUGGCAAAACUGUGCUGGUGACCCUGAAAGCUGGAUCUGUGUUUGGAGAAAUCAGCUUGCUGGCAGCAGGAGGGGGAAAUCGACGAACAGCAAAUGUCAUAGCUCAUGGCUUCGCCAACCUUUUUAUUUUGGAUAAGAAAGACUUGAACGAGAUUUUGGUGCAUUAUCCGGAGUCUCAGAAGCUGCUGCGUAAGAAGGCCAAGAAAAUGCUGAAAAACAACAAUAAGCCCAAAGAUGAGAAAGGACCCCCUGGAGACCCACUGAUCAUCCCCCCAAAAGCUGACACCCCGAAGCUCUUCCAGGCUGCCCUGGCCGCCACGGGGAGGCUGGGGGGCAAAGGGCCGCUGGCACAGCUCCGGUGGAGGCUGAAGGAGCUGAAGGCGAUGCAGGAGGCGCAG
Merops nubicus (carmine bee-eater) is the source of this 1918-nucleotide messenger RNA. Its product is annotated as cyclic nucleotide-gated cation channel beta-1-like. Gene Ontology annotation, molecular function: intracellularly cAMP-activated cation channel activity; intracellularly cGMP-activated cation channel activity; protein-containing complex binding. Lineage: Eukaryota; Metazoa; Chordata; Aves; Coraciiformes; Meropidae. Gene Ontology annotation, biological process: retina homeostasis; monoatomic cation transmembrane transport. Gene Ontology annotation, cellular component: intracellular cyclic nucleotide activated cation channel complex; plasma membrane; photoreceptor outer segment. The transcript is spliced from 15 exons. The record is from RefSeq and is a predicted model, not a curated record. The annotation marks the transcript as partial.